This is a messenger RNA of Clunio marinus, 213 nucleotides long. NCBI's taxonomy places the organism in Eukaryota, Metazoa, Arthropoda, Insecta, Diptera, Chironomidae. The record is from the annotation of a GenBank genome assembly.
AUGCAACUUGAAUUCUUAGUACCCUCUUGUGCAGAAAUGAAACAAUAUGUAGCAAAAAAUAUAUCUAAAGGUAUCUUAAUGAUAAAGAGAUCACUUAAUAAAUUCGAAGCAAAAAACGAUACAAUAAUAAAUCAUAUCCAUCAUAUUGCAUCAUGUUUGAUUUCAAGAGGGAAAGCAUGGCGAGUUGAUAUGACAAAUGCUUCUACCCUAUGA